Messenger RNA from Mucor mucedo, 456 nucleotides. RefSeq lists its product as uncharacterized. The transcript has a single exon. Lineage: Eukaryota; Fungi; Mucoromycota; Mucoromycetes; Mucorales; Mucoraceae. The record is from RefSeq and is a predicted model, not a curated record. The coding region runs from base 1 to 456 and encodes 151 amino acids.
AUGUUCAGCGAGUCUUCUCAUUUCGGCUUACUUUUAGUUUCUACAAUUGUCUUGCUAUCCGUAACGUUUACAAAAGUAGACGGACAGCCCUUUUAUUGUGUCAAUGAAAUGGGUGCUAUAGGUUCAGGUUUUGCAGGAGGCGAGCACUGUUCUACGAUGACUGGAUCAGUAGAUAUGAUAAAGCGUGAACAAGAAAAAGGAUCUUUUGAAAGAAUGAAAAAUACUGAUUAUGCCGUUGGUGCUAUUGUGAGUAAAGCUGCAGGUGAUGUUGUAGGUAAAGCCGCAGGAAAUGUUGUAGGUAAAGCCACAGAAGAUGUUGUAGGUAAAGCCGCAGGAGCUGCCGGGGGUAUAGUGGGCCAAAUCCGGCAAGAUGAUGGAGAAAAUGAGAGUAGUGUAGGAAAUGGCGGUGAUUUUGUGGGGAAAACUACAGGAGCUGCUGGGGGUAUUAUAAGCUGA